AUGACCUGGGCGGUGGACGAAAGGGUCCGCUACGCUUUCGACGACAGCAAGCUGGUGGAGAAGACGUCGCGCUCGCGCGGCUCUUACCUCCGUGUUCACUUCAAGAACACCCGCGAGACAGCGGCCGCCGUCUCGGGCAUGAAGCUGCAGAAGGCCUUCGCCUACCUGCAGAACGUCCAGGAGCGGAAGCAGUGCAUCCCCUUCAGGAGGUUCAACGGCGGUGUGGGCAGGACGCAGCAGGCUUCGGAGUUCAAGACUACUCAGGGACGAUGGCCCGUCAAGUCGGUCAAGUUCCUCUUGAACCUGCUCAAGAACGCUGAGGCCAACGCCGAGGCCAAGGGACUCGAGACCGAGGAGCUCCUCAUCAAGAACAUCUGCAUCAACCAGGCGCCCAAGACCCGCCGUCGCACAUACCGUGCCCACGGUCGCAUCAACCCCUACCAGGGCCACCCUUGCCACAUCGAGAUCCACCUCGCCGAGCCCGCCGCCGAGGUGCCCAAGGGAGACUCGUCCGCCCUGCAGCCCCGCCUCAACAGACGCCAACUCGCUCAGAGGCGCUCUAUCGCCGCCCGCAGCACCACCACUGCCUAA
Messenger RNA from Acaromyces ingoldii, 591 nucleotides. RefSeq names its product putative RPL17A-ribosomal protein L17.e. Gene Ontology annotation, biological process: cytoplasmic translation. NCBI's taxonomy places the organism in Eukaryota, Fungi, Basidiomycota, Exobasidiomycetes, Exobasidiales, Cryptobasidiaceae. Gene Ontology annotation, molecular function: structural constituent of ribosome. The transcript is spliced from 3 exons. Bases 1 to 591 code for a protein of 196 amino acids. The record is from RefSeq and is a predicted model, not a curated record. Gene Ontology annotation, cellular component: cytosolic large ribosomal subunit; ribosome.